Messenger RNA from Cryptococcus deneoformans JEC21, 2865 nucleotides. RefSeq lists its product as hypothetical. The record is from RefSeq and is a predicted model, not a curated record. The transcript has 6 exons. NCBI's taxonomy places the organism in Eukaryota, Fungi, Basidiomycota, Tremellomycetes, Tremellales, Cryptococcaceae. Bases 781 to 2496 code for a protein of 571 amino acids.
CUACCAGCAUCAACUCAAAGCUAAGGGGCGUAUUUUCCGCUACAAAGAGCCAGUUAAAAGCCGUUCUCGAAUUCUUGAUACAAAGCCCAGUACACGCAUCUAUCUAUCUAUCUCUCUAUCUCUCUCGGUCUAUCUCGGUCUCUCUUUCUCAGUCUCUCACCCCACGUCCAUUAAGAAACAAAAUGGAUCUCAAGAGAUUUGUCACCUUGAACAACGGGCUUCGAAUCCCUCAGAUUGCUUUCGACACUUGGCAGUCUCAACCCGGAGAGGUUGAGGAAUGCUGCAUGAGUGGGCAUCUGGUUGUGUAGAAGUGCGCAACCUGACCAAUGUCUAAUGUCGCCGGUGCCAUCAUAAUUGGAUACCGACAUAUCGACUGUGCUCGUGUUUUACGUGAGCUUGGUGCUCCUGAUCGGAGGCGGCGUCUGAAUAUCUGCUUAAUCGUCAUACAGAGAAUCAGCCCGAGGUCGCUGUUGGAAUCAAGCGGAUUAGGGGGUGAGACUUGUUAUCGCUUUGACAUCCAUUGUCAAAAACUCCUGCAGACGACAUCAAUCCGUUUGGUUUGUAAAGGAUGAAAUAAUACAAAGGUGGGAUCGGCGGGUGCAAAUUGAUAUGAAAAUGUUGUGGGGACUGUGCGCUUUCGGCGCCAGACGGUGAAAAAAGACAGCUAAUUGCCAAAUCUUCAAUAUCAGCACAUUCUCAUCAAUAAGUCACCUCCAAGGACAUCAUCAUCGUACCUGUCGAUUCAUUCUUCAAGACAGGCACGCAGGAGUUUAACUCGUUAUGAUUCUUUCCAUAUCGAUGACAAAGCUCAUCGGGGCUUUAGUAGUGUUGGGAGUUGCUCAAUCGUGUUGGUAUUAUGUGUAUCUAGAGAGCCCGUACGAUUACUACUUCCGAUAUUGCAGCUCAGGUUGCGGCAACUUAGCUAAAACCGACGGUAACUUUAACUCUUGCUGUAUGCCCUACACGUCCGGCCAGUCUACUCCCGCUGUCUGCACCGCCCUUUCUUCAAGCUACGCGGCUAUGGGAACUACCUGUACAUGGGGUAAUGUCCCAACCACCGAUGCGCCUACUUCUACUCCUGUCGACCCAACUUACACCCCUCCUCCUUACACUCCUCCUGUCACCUCUGCCCAAGCGAAUGCGCCAGAUGAUUGCACCACAGAGGAGCCAGACGAUACCGAGGCCGCCACCGAGACCUUCUGGAUCACUAGCAUUACUACCACACCUUGCUCUACAACUUCUUCUGCUGCUGAUGCUCCUACGUCCAGCGAUGGGUCUUGUGACUGUGGUGGGGAGGGCGGCCAAGCAGCCCAGUCAACAAAUUGGGAGGGCAACACUGCACCUGCUAGCUUCACUGCUGACAAUCAUCGUCGUGGUAUCAUUCGACGGGGAUCUUGCAACUGCUCUUCAGCCACCGGCUCCGCCCCAGCCGAGACAUCCGCCGCUGCUGUAACGACCUCUACGCCCACCGCUACUUCCAGCGGUGACACUUGUGACUGUGGAGGAGAGUCGGGUCAGGCUGCCGAAUCGACCAACUGGGAGGGCAACACUGCGCCCACCAGCUUCAAUCCUGAUAAUCGCCGUCGUAGGGGUAUAUGGCAAAGGGGAACAUGCGACUGCUCAUCCGCGACCUCUGCCCAUUCUGAGAUUUCCGCCACGGAAACCUCAUACGCGGUUGUUACGUCUUCUGCUCCAGCACCGACAUCUUCCGAUGACUCUUGUACUUGUGGUGAUGAAUCCGGUCAAGCUGCGAAAUCCACAAACUGGGAAGGUAACACUGCCCCGGCCAGCUUCACUCCUGACAACCGACGACGUCGAAGGGGUGUGAUGAAGAGAGGAAAAUGUGAUUGUGGAGAGGCUGGGGCCAAUACUGGGGGGAUUGUAGCGUCUUCUUACGCUUAUGAAGGAAACACUGCACCGGCUACGUUCACGGCGGAUAAUCGCCGUCGUGCCGCUUUGAAACCUCGCAAUACUGCUCCCGCCAGCUUCGCUCCCGAUAACCGCAAGCGAGGUUACGAAGGUAUCGUUCGUGGCGUUAGCGUUGGUGGGAAGCCUGAGAAUGAGAGGAGGAAUUACAACAUGGUCCACGGCAAGGAGAUGCGUUCAAACCACAGACGUUCCCCGGACCACCAUUCCAACGUCGUCGAAAACGCCGAACGAAAAAUCCCGACCGGCUUCUCCAGAUAUUACGAGAAACGUAAUACUGCUGCUGCGACGACAUGCACCUCUACCACUUGGAUAACAACCGAUGGUUGUGGAGCUGGAGCGGCCACUACAUCGGUCGCAGCGGCGACUGACACCGAUGCGCCUGUUACUGCCUCAGUUUCAGCAACUAAUACUGAAGGAGAAUCUGGCCAAGCGGCGGAAAGUACUAGUGCCGCAGAAGAUACCGAAUCUGCGCCAGCUACAACUGAUGAUAUACCUUCGACAAGCGUUGCAUGGGAAGGCUCCGGGCCUCCUUCUUCCUUCGUGGGUGGUAAUCGUAGGCAAUGGUAGACGUUUUGGGGACAAUGAAAGUGUUAAGGGACUGCAUGAACAAUGAUUUGCAAGCGAGUUAGAUUCUCGUAAUCUGCUGUUACUUGUGCAAAUGCUCUUUUCGAUUCUAUUAGUGCGGGGAUACAGCCUUCCCAUCAUAGUUGUUAGCGACUAUAUCCUACAUUGGUCAGUAUUCUACGUCGAGGACGAAAUAAAACUGUUUGACACUUCCUUCGCCUUGUUCAAGUCAUCUUAUCGGACGAGGAAGAGGGGUUCCAGCAUCAUCACAUCUUAACCAGUAUUCAAAUUGUCUUCUCUUCCACAGUCCGGCAUGGUCCCCCGUAGAUGUCUAACCACGCCGCAUGCACAUGCAUGCAUACAAAUAUCUCC